AACGUUUUUGGAACUUCUACUGUACCUGAAUCGGUGGUCUUGGGGCUGCAGCCUGUGUUUGUCACGAUGGACAUGGUGUCAGAUGAGAGGGAGGCUCAGUUCAUCACUCCCCCACUCGGUACUUUAGGUGACCGUCCCUCACCCCCAGAACUAGCAGGCAGAGAUCACUUUCACGUCUUUAUCAGCUACAGCAGCUGUGACUCACCAUGGACACAGAGACUCAUUACCUGGCUAGAGUCCCCUCAGUGUGGUCUACUGACCUGCUACCACGAGAGAGACUUUGUUCCUGGCUGCAGCAUCCUGGAGAACAUGACAAACUGCAUUCAGAAAAGUCAGAAAGUGCUCCUUGUCCUUAGUCAGGACUUUGUGAGGAGUCGCUGGUGUCUGCUGGAGGCCAACUUGUCCCUGUUCAGAGACUGCCUGGAGCGCAAACCUUUGGUACCGGUGCUACUGGAACCUGACAUCACCAUUCCGAUGCACCUUUGUCACAUAACAUACCUGGACGCUAAAGACCCGGAGUUCCACAGUAAACUGUUGAAAGUUCUCUGCACCCCCAAUCACCAGAUGCAAGGUUCUAGUGUGGUGCCUUACCAGCCACCCUCUGUGUACAAUGGGAAAGCUCUGCAGCCUCUCUCAGCACUAAAUGGGGGGGGAGGCCUCAAGGAAUGGGAGGCAGGUCUCUUCAGUGAGGGUGUUCCAGACCAGUUGCGUUCAAUCCUACACAAUGAUGAGAAGUAUGUUGCAGCAAUCAGGAAUAUUAACAGUGUUUCUCUAACAAAAGCAAUGUCUAGGACUUCUGUGGCGUUGUUUGUGUGUGCUGCUAUAGGAUUUGUGUCUUUACUGACUGGAUCAAUUGUAAUUAUGGGUGUUUUUAUGGAUUCAUCAUAUCGGCCACUGUUAAGCAUUUAUGUCCUACCCCUCCUUGCUUGGCUGAGAAUAGGUUUGUGUGGAAAUGAGAUGACGAUGUAUAUAAUAUCUAACAUGCAGAAGUGUGCUGGCCAGGCUAAUGUCGCCCUUGCUGAGGAGAAGAUUCUCAUGGGCUGUGAGUCACGAACCAAACUGUGCUUUGUUUACGUAUCUUUGGAAGGAUGCAAGCUCAUGUUUAAUGAGACUUUCCAGGAGAGUGCCCUUGCCAACGAGAUGUUCCAAAGAGCCCUGCUCCUCCUCUCACCAGGGUAUGCCUACUGUUUAGCCAAUAAGCACUUCCCCUUCGACAUGACCAGCUCACAUGGCCACUUAGACGGUGGUGUGUGCUUCUGCCAGUAUGUCAUUCAAAAGCUGAAGAAUGACUAGUCACUAGUGGUCAUAGGAUUCAACUUUACGCUCAA
Molecule: messenger RNA, 1328 nt
Organism: Sardina pilchardus (European sardine)
Lineage: Eukaryota; Metazoa; Chordata; Actinopteri; Clupeiformes; Clupeidae
Exons: 2
Coding region: 67-1293 (408 amino acids)
Biological process (GO): inflammatory response; immune response; toll-like receptor signaling pathway
Cellular component (GO): plasma membrane
Molecular function (GO): transmembrane signaling receptor activity; triacyl lipopeptide binding
Source: RefSeq, a predicted model, not a curated record